Molecule: messenger RNA, 1138 nt
Organism: Magnolia sinica
Lineage: Eukaryota; Viridiplantae; Streptophyta; Magnoliopsida; Magnoliales; Magnoliaceae
Product: cytochrome b-c1 complex subunit Rieske-4, mitochondrial-like
Exons: 2
Coding region: 111-935 (274 amino acids)
Biological process (GO): mitochondrial electron transport, ubiquinol to cytochrome c
Cellular component (GO): membrane
Molecular function (GO): quinol-cytochrome-c reductase activity; 2 iron, 2 sulfur cluster binding
Source: RefSeq, a predicted model, not a curated record
CCUCGCCUUCUCCCACCUUCUCUCCUUUCUUCGACGAAUUGCCCUGAAAAAAGGAAAAAGAAAAAAGAAAAAACCCUAGAAAGACAUAUCAGGAGAAGAAGAAGCGGAAAAUGAUGCUGAGAGUUGCAGGAAGGAGACUCUCUUCUCUCUCAUGGAGGCCGAAUCCAACCGCCUCCACUACCUUCUUCCUCUCUGGGAAUCCCGUGAACGGAGAAUCCGCUACUGUCGAUUCCAGAUCCACGUCCUCCACUAUCGAGUUCUCCCCCCAAUCUCCGUUUCGCGUACCGAUCAGAGGGUUUGCUUCUCAAACGCUUGUUCCAAAACAUGACAUGGGGAUCUCCGACAUUCCUGCGACAGUGGUGGCUGUGAAGAACCCCAGCAACAAAAUUGUCUACGAUGAGUAUAAUCAUGAGCGGUUCCCUCCUGGUGACCCCAGCAAGCGAGCUUUCGCAUACUUUGUCUUGACCGGUGGGAGGUUUGUGUAUGCCUCUUUGAUCCGCCUGCUGGUUCUCAAGUUUGUGUUGAGCAUGUCUGCUAGCAAGGAUGUCCUUGCAAUGGCCUCCCUUGAGGUCGACCUUUCCAGCAUCGAGCCUGGAAGCACGGUGACUGUCAAAUGGCGUGGGAAGCCUGUCUUCAUUAGGCGCCGCACUGAGGACGAUAUCAAGUUGGCAAACAGCGUGGAUGUGGCAUCCCUGCGUGACCCACAGGAGGACUCCGUGAGGGUCAAGGACCCGGAGUGGCUAAUUGUUGUCGGGGUCUGUACCCAUCUGGGCUGCAUCCCUUUACCCAACGCAGGAGACUAUGGGGGUUGGUUUUGUCCAUGCCAUGGAUCUCACUACGAUGUUUCAGGCAGGAUACGCAAGGGACCUGCACCAUACAAUCUAGAGGUCCCCACUUACAGCUUCUUGGAUGAGAGCAAGCUAUUGAUUGGGUGAUAAUUGCAUUCUAUUCAGAAGAGAACUGGGUUUUGGAUUUCAUAUUCUGUGCUAAGUGCAAGACCCUGCCUAUUUUGUGACCAAAUUUCAUAUGCUUUUUCUGUUUCACUUCUUUAUUUUCUCCUGGAUUUUGUGUAAGUGCCAGUGUUCUCUGGCCAUGAAUUCUGAAUAAUUCUGCUGGACAUGGGGGGACAUGUUUCUCA